UGCGUUUCUUGGAUUUGUCAUUUAACUCCAACCUUGGCUUAGAUAGAGCCUCAAUGGCACUGUUUUCAUUAAAUUCGCCGGAUAUGCGCGUUUUGAAUCUGAGUGCUAUUGUUGACACUUUUGCAGUUGGUGUUGUCAUUACAGCUCUACAUAUUUAUAGAAUAAAACAUCUCAAUAUAACUGAACUUUAUUUAGACCACAACAGAUUCGAGUUAAUAGAAACAGAGGCGAUUCCGCAAAUUCCUAAAUACAUUCAAUUAUUUAGCAUGCGAGAUAAUAGACCCACGUAUGGGGCUUAUAUAAUUGGAUUGGAGAAAAUGAUGAAUCUGAUCUGUUUAGACGCAAGUUAUCAAUACACGUCGCAUAAUCCAGUUGGGCAUCCCCUUUCUUCUCGGUAUGUUUCAUCCUAUUCUAAAUCCAGGUACAACUUUCGUAAGUUGUGUUCUUCAGAUUUAACCUGGUCACGACACCAAAGCCCCAAUUUUACCGAAAAAGAACAAAGUCGCCUAAGCAAAUUAAACACCCCCGUAGAUAAAGGUGACCUGCAUGGACGUAAUAAUUUUCCUGCAUUACGCAAACUUUCAUUUGAUGACAUUUUGAAUCCAAAGUUGAAUGUACCAAUUCCUAUUCCUCCCAAUCUAAAGUAUGCUAAUUGUAGCUAUUGUGUUCUUAGUUAUCCAAUCCCUAAAAUGCGGUUUGAAAAUAACAGCGUAAAAGUGAUCGACGUAUCCAUCAACAUCUUAAAUAAAUGGAUAGGACCAGUAACUGGAUUGGACGACUUAGAAUGGCUAAGCCUGUCAAACAACUUCUGUGACUACAUUGGUGAUACAUUUUUUGAUUAUCUUCCCAACCUUCGAGAGCUAUAUAUUGCUUCUAAUUUUCUAGCCGUUGUUUUGGAAGCUGAUGUAAACGGAAAUAUAUUUAGUAAUUUAAAAAAUCUAGAAUUAUUCGAUAUUUCCGACAACAAAAUUAGAAUACUACCACAAAAACUACUCCGUGGACAAGUGAACCUCAAGAGUCUAGAUUUAUCGAAAAAUAUCCUUAAAUUGUGGACUUUGGACAUUGACCACAUGGACGAACUUCAAUACAUUGACCUCUCCUCAAAUCAAUUGACAAGUCUACCCGUCAAAUUUAGAAAUUUUGGUGAACAACAGUACAAUAAGAAUAAACAAUUAAUGGUUGACCUAUCAGAUCAGACAUUACAGUGUACCUGUGAGAAUUUACCGUUUUUAAUAUGGAUGAAAUCCAACAAGACUGUCUUUUUGAGACGUAACGAAUACACAUGUGAAGAUAAUAAGGGAAAAGAACUGAGUUUGUCCAACUUAGAUGGGAUUAUCAUCCAGCUGGAGAAGCAGUGUGCUUCGUUAACAGCUAUGAUUAUAGUUUUAACUGGUAGUUUAUUUGUUAUUGUCAGUGUUCUAAUUGGAAGUUUGGUCUAUCGUUAUCGAUGGAAGUUAAGGUAUCUGUAUUAUCUAACCAGAAAUAGAUAUCGUGGAGCGUUUCCCCUGGUGAAUGAUGCGGAAACCGAGUUUGAAUUUGACGCCUUCGUUUCUUACGCCGACGAAGAUCGUCAUUUGGUCACCCAGGGAAUGAGGGAGAAACUAGAACAGGAACAAGAUCUGAGACUAUGCAUACACCACAGAGAUUUUGUGCCUGGAGAGGAAAUCGCGGCCAAUAUUUUGAGCGCAGUAAGAAAUAGUAAGAAGACCUUGAUUCUCUUAACAAGAAAUUUUCUGAAUAGUUAUUGGUGCAUUUAUGAGUUGAAUAUGGCUAAGGUUGAAAGCAUUAGUACAGGACGAAAUGUCCUGAUUGUUAUUGUCUGUGAAAGUAUUCCGGUCUGUGAUUUACCCGAGGCCCUUGUUCAGCUGAUGAACGACGACAGCUACAUAGAUUAUACAGACGACCCAGAAGGUAACGUUGUAUUUUGGGCCAAUCUAACAAGGGCAAUAAAUACCGAUUGAAAAGAAUGCAUUAGAGGAUUGGAAUAAAGACGAAACCCCCAUUAUAUAUUAGAUUACUAGAAAUGAUAUAUUUAUUUAUACUGUUAUAGCGUAUCUUUGUGGAUAUUUUAAUUAUUAUCUAAUUUUAAUUAAAGUUAAUGUAGCAAUUGACCUAUAUCCGUAUUAAUAUCUCAUCGUUAACUGUUUGAGUUUAUGUAACGAUGUAUUUGAGUUAAUUAUAGAUACCACGCGUAUUUAAACAUUGGUUUUCUUUGUACAAUUUAACAUUUCUUAUCAAAUAUUAUUAUAUAAUUGCUUUAAUCCUAAGCUUAUAUAUAUGUUCUAUAUUCUACUGAAACUUUUGUCUGGGCUUCGACUCGCCCUAUAGCGAUACAUAUCUCGUUAUUGUGACCAUUAGCCAGUUUUGGAUACUUGUUUAGUAAAAAAGUACAGCUUUCGUCGUUAGUGUUGGAAAUAGCUACAACCCCCAGAAAACAGUACUACAGUAAUGCCAUCAAAUUGUAAAUAAUAUUUCUUAGCUACGUUAAACCUUUCUUUUCUGUUAUAAAUGCGUUUGUCGAUUUUUAUUGAAUAGUAUUUUUUUUUUAGUUUUAUUCCAAUGAAUAUAAGUCCAUUUCAUUGAACUUCUGUAUGGAAAGUAUCUAAAUAUGUAUAAUUUUAUCGUUAACAUAAUAAAUCAUUGAUAUUUUACAUACGUGCAG
This is a messenger RNA of Patella vulgata (common limpet), 2662 nucleotides long. Its product is annotated as toll-like receptor 4. The record is from RefSeq and is a predicted model, not a curated record. Gene Ontology annotation, molecular function: transmembrane signaling receptor activity; protein binding. The coding region runs from base 54 to 1961 and encodes 635 amino acids. The transcript has a single exon. Gene Ontology annotation, biological process: toll-like receptor signaling pathway; immune response. Gene Ontology annotation, cellular component: membrane. NCBI's taxonomy places the organism in Eukaryota, Metazoa, Mollusca, Gastropoda, Patellidae.